Molecule: messenger RNA, 2960 nt
Organism: Cimex lectularius (bed bug)
Lineage: Eukaryota; Metazoa; Arthropoda; Insecta; Hemiptera; Cimicidae
Gene: Sac1
Product: phosphatidylinositide phosphatase SAC1
Exons: 11
Coding region: 362-2140 (592 amino acids)
Biological process (GO): phosphatidylinositol dephosphorylation
Cellular component (GO): endoplasmic reticulum
Molecular function (GO): phosphatidylinositol-4-phosphate phosphatase activity
Source: RefSeq, a predicted model, not a curated record
UAAUUUACGUUGAAGCGGGUAGCGAAUCGAUAUAUUCGAUGAAAUUCACAGUAAAGAUAUCAAAUAACUGCUCGAUGUUGAAAGUUGGCAGGGUAGGCGAAAACAUUAUCAGUAGUUCUUUGUAUGUAAGGUAAUUAAUUGAGUUCAAUAUAGUUUAAUGCAAAAUAACUAAAUUCUCAGGUUUUCACAAACUUUCCGAUAUUUCUGUUUUUGUUCUAUCGUCCGUUUUUUUAAAAAUUUUUUUGCGAUCGUUAUUCUAUUACGAUCUGUAAAGGACGUUAAAAACUCUUUUUCAGUUUAUGAAGGGCCCGAGUCGGUGUCCUGACAUCUCUUCUUUUUUCACAGCUAUACAUAAAAAAACAUGAUCUAUUCAGAUUUAAUUUUGUAUUCAACAAGUGACAAGUUUUACUUUUGCCCAGUUUCUGAAAAAAUUAAAGUUCUUGUUAUUGACAGAAUCACAGAGGAAAUAAAAAUUGAAAGCAAUCCUUGUAUACCAAACUCAUCUGCCAAAUGCCGGAUAUUCGGUUUACUUGGCAUAAUUCGCCUUCUAGCAUCGCCGUAUCUUAUAAUUGUUACCGAGCGAGAGUCAGUCGGUCAACUUCACAAACAAGAAAUAUACAAAGCUGUUAAUACAGCACUAAUACCAUAUGCUCCGAGUAUGGUACAUCUGAAUGAGGCACAGAUUAAAUAUGAGAGGCAAUAUAUUCAAAUGUUAGAAAGCAUUUUGGCAACACCGUGUUUCUACUUUUCGUACUCUUAUGAUCUGAGCCACUCAAUCCAACGUCUUUACCAUAUUUCACCAGAUUUUCUUAAGAUGCCACUUCACCUUAGAGCUGAACAGAAAUUCAUCUGGAAUGAGACAUUAUUAAAAGAAGUAGUAAAAGUAGAUGAGUAUGGACUUUUUUGUCUUCCAGUCAUUCAUGGAUUUGUUUCUAUAAACACAUGUAUUGUUAAUGGGCGUACUUUUACACUUGCAUUAAUCUCAAGAAGAAGCAAGUUAAGAGCAGGCUCAAGAUUGUUUAUACGAGGUAUUGAUCCUGAUGGAAAUUGUGCUAAUUUUGUUGAGACUGAACAAAUUGUAGAGACCUCAACUGAUAGAGCUAGCUUUGUGCAGAUUAGGGGUUCCAUUCCACUGUAUUGGCAACAAUGGCCCAAUCUGCAUCCAAAGCCAAAACCCCAAAUAAUCCAAGAUGAACAUCACCUUGAGGCCUUCAACAAGCACUUUCAAUACCUCAUUCAUGAGUAUGGGCGACAAGUCCUUGUUAAUCUGGUCGACCAAAAAGGCUCAGAAGGGAAACUUGAAACAUUUUACCGAGAAACAGUCAACAUUGCAGGAAAUCCAAACAUAAAAUAUGAGGCCUUUGAUUUCCACAAGGAAUGCUCUAAAAUGAGGUGGGACAGAUUGCAGAUUUUGAUCGAUCGCUUGGCACAGGACCAAGAAGAUAUGGGUGUCAUGAUGAUGGUUGGAGAUGGUAAAAUAGUUUCCCAACAAGAUGGAGUGUUUCGGACAAAUUGUAUUGAUUGCCUAGAUCGGACCAAUGUGGUACAAAGCAUGCUUGCUAGGCGUUCUCUGACAUUUAUCCUCCUAAAGCUAGGUGUCAUUCCUUCCGGGCAUUCUGUGGAGUCGUACGAAGGUUUGGAGUAUCUCUUCAAGAACGUGUGGGCUGACAAUGCUGACUACAUAUCAAUACAAUAUGCUGGAUCAGGUGCUCUUAAAACUGAUUAUACCAGAACCGGUAAAAGGACAAGACCGGGUAUAAUUCAGGAUAUUAAAAAUGCAGUGAAACGCUACUACAAAAAUAACUUUAAACAUGGAAAAUAUCAGGACAGUAUAGAUUUAUUCCUUGGCAAUUAUAAGAUCCAAUCUGGUGAAGGUAUUCUCGCUGUAAGCCCACUCGAAGUAGAGCAUGACUGGAAAUACACAACGUUUCCAUUGGUACUUCUUGUUGCUGUCGCUAUGUUUCUUGCAAAUCUCAUCACACCAACAGAAUACACUACUGGAACUCUUCUUUGCCUUCUUUUUUGGGGUGCAAUGAUUUCUUCCACUAUCUCGACCAUUUUCUACUAUGGACAUGAGUUCAUCGAUUCACCAAGACUUGUACAAAGACAGAUCUCACCUCAUGUUGACACCAGGCCAUAGUCCUUUUUACUUUUUUCAUUGAUAGAAUAUAUUCGUUUGUUAUGAAGGGGGGGCUGGCAAAAAUUUAAAAACAGUAUGGUUAAGUUUUUGUGUGUAUGCUCAGAACAUACUAAUAAUUAUUAUCCCACACACAUAAUCAGUACAGUUGUCAUUGUAAUAUAGCUUUUUACUUUAUUAUCCUAACCUAGUUUCCACAAAUAAUAAAAAAUAAUGCUCUACCCAUACCAAUGUUAAACUAUAAUUUAAUAUAGUAGUGCUGUAAACAAAUGUUUAGCAAUUGUCGUAAAUAGCGACAUGUAUACAAUGUUUAUCGUGCAAUUUUCUAACAAUACAUUGUCUCUCAAAAUAAGUAAAUUUUUUCUUAUUUACAUUACAAGACAUUUUUCAAAAUAUAUAUAUUUUUUUAAUUUUAUUGUAAAAACAGAAUUUUUAGUGAGUUUCUAUUAUUUUUGAUCAGACGUUUCAGUUUGUACAAAAAUCCAUGCCAUAAUUAAGAGCGUUCAGUUUUAUUCUUAAGUGAUAAAUGUUAAAACAUUUAUGCAAAUGUAACUGUGCAAUGUACAAAAUUCUAUCUCUAUAAUAAGUCUUCAUAUCUGCAAAUAUAUUAAACGGAUGAUAGCAUUUCUAUUGAAGAAAGAAAAAGAGAGAGAGAGAGAGUGAGAGAGAGAGAGAGAGAGAGAGAGAGAGAGAGAGAGAGAGAGAGAAAGUGAGAAGGAAUUUAUUAUUUGUAAAGAGAAAUUCUAUGUUCCAGGAAUCAGCUUCAAAGCCAAAAUUGAUUUACAAAAAUAUUUGUUAAUAAAAUUUGUUCUUAAAAAGGUAA